GCAGAGUUGCAACCACCACGUCCUCUUUUCUACUUGCACUCCACGCGCCGGACCCAAUCCGCCUGAUUUAAUCCGCCAUUUUGUCGAGGCUACCACAAUGGCAGACACGAACAAUUUCCCGUCUGGUAAGAUCAUCGUGCACCACCUGAACAACUCGCGUUCUCAGCGCAUACUGUGGCUCCUGGAAGAACUUGGGGUGCCAUACGAGAUCAAGAAAUACCAGCGUACCCCUGGGUUACUGGCUCCGGAGGAGCUAGAGGCGGUGAAUCCUAUCGGAACAGCACCCGUCAUCACCGACGGUUCUGUCAAUCUAGCAGAGAGCGGUGCUAUUGUUGAGUAUAUCAUUCGCAAAUAUGGCAACGGCAGGGCGCGGCCUCCCGCGAGUGGAGAAGUCGAUGACUUAUAUUACACGCACGCCUCCGAGGGCUCUCUCAUGCCACUGUUUGUGAACAGCUACAUUACGCACAUCAUUACGGAGCGAACACCUUGGCUGAUCCGACCCAUCGUCGGCUUUCUUAUGGCCAAGUUGCGAGCCAAGGCCCUUGAACCGCGUUUACGCACACAUGCGCAAAUGAUUGAACAGCGCCUCACGGAAGUUGACGGAGGAUGGAUUGCGGGGGGAGAGCAACCGACGGCCGCAGAUUACAUGAUGAUCUUCCCGCUGGAAGGCAUGUCCAUGCUGUGUCCAGAAUUUCUGGGAAUCAACACUCAGAGAUACCUCCGUCGCAUCCACGAGCGACCGGCGUAUCGACGGGGACUUGAACUGGGAGGGAAGUAUGACUACGCUCCCUGAUCUUCGUACUGGUGCCGUUUCGUCCGUGAAGUCUGUGUACGGCAUUGGGUUUCAGGCCCAUUCUUGCCCUUUCCCAUCGACCAUUGCAUCUUGUCAGUUUCGGCCUCCCCUUUGGGCAACUAAGCAGCGAUGUAUUUCUCGAGUCGAAUGUUACGGAUGAAACCUUUGUAACAUAAGCCUUGCGGGACUUGGAACCCACCGAGUGCAGUGAUUCGCUGUCGACAGAGGCAAUACACUGCAAGGCGUCUUCAUUUCGAUGCACAGAGGCAGGGUAGGAAGCGGUGUGCUGUCGGUCUCAGGUUGCGUCGCCGAACAGCCCCGUUAACACCUAUGAAACCUGAAUCAGCAUAGGGAUGCUGUCAAUGUAAGGUGUCAGGACGGAUCUCGGCGAGCUCUAAUGGAC
Messenger RNA from Rhodofomes roseus, 1196 nucleotides. Its product is annotated as thioredoxin-like protein. NCBI's taxonomy places the organism in Eukaryota, Fungi, Basidiomycota, Agaricomycetes, Polyporales, Fomitopsidaceae. The coding region runs from base 98 to 793 and encodes 231 amino acids. The record is from RefSeq and is a predicted model, not a curated record. The transcript is spliced from 7 exons.